UAUCACCAGAAAAGUUUGCGUCCAAAUCGGUAUCGAUGAUCAUCUUUCUUUUCUUCUUGUCGGCACUAUCGACAAGUUUCACUUUAGAGUUGUCAGCAAGAUGUACGUUAGGAAUAUCUGCUGAUGGAAUGAAACCAGUCAAGAGUUUCCAAAUUCCCUUCGGUUCACCAUGGGGCCACUUAAUGUUCACCUUUGCGUCUUUCUUUCCGAACAUACCCUUGAAACUGGGAGUCCUCUUCUUUUUCUUUUUCUUUUCGCCAUCAAUGCUUAUGUCAGCAGAGGGGGCGUCCACAUCGAAAUCACCAUCUUUUUUCCCGAACAGGUUUUUGAAGGACAGGCCCCCUUUGGUCUUCAUCUUUGGUGUUUUCACCUUGCCCUUGACACGGGCUGACCGCUCGGUGCUUUCGCUGCUGGAGCGCGACCGCUCACGGGAUCGCAGACUCAGAUUGGCUUCGGGUCCUUCCAUGCUGAUAUCCAUGGAGGGCGUCUUCACCUUUUUCUUGCCCUCCACGUGGAACAUGCCUCGAAGCCGCCUCAAUGUACCACCCUUGGAGGUGGACUCGGUGCGUCCAUCCACACUCUCGGUGCUGCUGGCGCGCGAGCGUCCACGUAGGCCAAAGAAGUCGCGGAUCCGAUCCCCAAUCGUGCGCCGCGGCUGGCGCAUUCGGUCCAGAGAUGUCUCGCUCUUUGAGCGCGCCUUGAAGCUGAUGUCCGGCAUGUGCACCGACGGCCACUUGCCCUUCAACGGCCGGUACGUGCGCUGCCACGUUGUGUCGGGAAGGGUCACGUCUGUGAUGCCGACGUCGUCGAAGUCCACCAGCUCGACGUCCUUGAUAGCGUCGAAGGUCUGUGUCCAGACGUGCUUGAUUUUGCCGUUCGGAACGGUAACGUCUUCGACAACGGCGCCAGACGGCAGCUUGGGUAUCUCUGAUGACGAGACUUCGGUGCGAAUCUUGACCUGUCGCUUUUUACGGUCAGGCGGCAGCUCCAAAACGUCCACCUCCGAGUUCUCACGGAACUGCACCGCCGGCAGUUGAGGCUUGACGAUCAAGGCUGAGAGCAGGUCAC
Molecule: messenger RNA, 1068 nt
Organism: Pollicipes pollicipes
Lineage: Eukaryota; Metazoa; Arthropoda; Thecostraca; Pollicipedomorpha; Pollicipedidae
Exons: 2
Coding region: 36-1037 (333 amino acids)
Source: RefSeq, a predicted model, not a curated record